Molecule: messenger RNA, 1173 nt
Organism: Populus euphratica (Euphrates poplar)
Lineage: Eukaryota; Viridiplantae; Streptophyta; Magnoliopsida; Malpighiales; Salicaceae
Product: remorin
Exons: 6
Coding region: 278-952 (224 amino acids)
Source: RefSeq, a predicted model, not a curated record
AAUCUUUACAAAGCAAGACUUCCUUUCCAGGCUGUCGCUUAUCACAUAAUCAUAUCAUCAAACACUACUGCCUCCUAGAAAAGGAAAACAAUGCAAAUAUUUUGGCGUGGUGGAUGAAGAUUUAGUAAGGCAGAGGAGAGCAGCAAGAAUCUAGCAGUGUCACGGAGAGAGCAAUACCGCCUCGGCGAACAGAAUCCUUCAGAACGGGUACUCGUGGUGUUCCUACAACUUAGAUAGCAAGGGGUAGAACUGGUUCCGGAGGCACGUCCCUAGGCCAAUGAGUCAGGAUUACGAUUUCCAAGAUGGUGAGUUUGCGACUGCGGUUGCUGCUGCUGCAUUUGUCAUUAAUUCACUUGAAGAAGCUGAAGACUACAGAAGAAAGCUGAGAGGGGAUUUUGGUAAGUCAAAGGAAAAAAUCAAGACUAGGAAACAAGAUUCUUCAGCUGGUUCUGUUAGAGCAACAAGACAUUUCUCUAGUAGGGAAAUGAUAGUUGCAGGUGAAACUUCAGCUAGAAAACCAACAGAAGAGGACAGAAGGCAACAAGAAAAUGCUUUCCCUACCAGAAAACCAAGUCGUUCCUCCUCUGCGAGACCAAUGAACCGACAACCUUUAAGCCAAGUUGUGGAAACCAAAGCAGAUUCUUGGGAGAAAGAUCAGCUAAGAAAGAUUAAUAGAAGGUAUGAGAAAAUGAAAUCCAAGAUUCUUGAUUGGGAGAAGGCAAGAAAGAUGCGAGCCAAACUCCAUGGGGAAAAGAAGAAGAGCGAACUGGAGCUAAGAAGGGCAAGAAACAUGCAACAUUACCAAAACAAGAUAGCGAGAAUUGAUAUGAUUUCUGGAGGAGCAAGAAGGCAGUUGGAGGAGAAAAGAAGAAAUGAAGAGUUUGAGGUUAAAGAGAAGGCAAAGCACAUGCGUUCCAGGGGAAGGAGUCCUUCGAGGUGUUUCUGCUGCUGAAUGUUGCAAAGAACUUCAAAGUUAUUCUAUGCAUGUACAGUAUUUUAUAAACUUGACACGUGUGUAACCAUUUAUUACAGCUACCAAUGAAUUACUUGUGUAAAUGACUCUAAUAACUUGUAUAAGCGCUGUUGGGUUUCGCACUGGGAAGUCUUUCUGGCCUGCCAGCUCAAAAACCUAAACUAUUGCUUCAUAUAAUAUAUAAGCACCUCACUUUUCUU